This is a messenger RNA of Sinocyclocheilus grahami, 1907 nucleotides long. RefSeq names its product hspb associated protein 1 (gene hspbap1). The record is from RefSeq and is a predicted model, not a curated record. Bases 16 to 1434 code for a protein of 472 amino acids. NCBI's taxonomy places the organism in Eukaryota, Metazoa, Chordata, Actinopteri, Cypriniformes, Cyprinidae. The transcript has 8 exons.
UUUACUAGCUGGAAAAUGGGGGUUCGGUGUGCUUACAUGUGUGUAGAUUCAAAAAUAAUGGCUUCAAAACCCUUUACCCCAGAAGAGGCCAGGAGGAUUGUCCAGUUUCUACAGAAGCCUGCUGUGUUCCUGAACAUGACCACAGACUGGCCAGCAUUGCAUUGGACUGUGGAGCAUCUGUCAACUUGCCUUACAGAGAGGCUUCGAUUCCGUAUUGGGAAAAGGACUGAGGAUAUGGCUCCUCUUUUUGAAACAGAGUGUUUCUACAUUGAAGCAACCAUUAAAGAGUUUCUGUCCUGGACUGCCAGUGAAGAUGAAGCACUUGUUGGGCCAUUUUCUGACUAUCACUGCAAAGAAUUCUGGGCUUAUGCUGAUUACAAGUACAUUGCCCAGCUUUUUCAGGAUAAACCUGCCAUGAUUCAGGAUGUGGUGUGGUCCGACUUUGGCUUUUCUGGACGAGAUGGACGAGACAGCACACUUUGGAUUGGGACACAGGGUGCUAACACUCCUUGUCACAUUGACUCUUAUGGUUGCAAUCUUGUCUUCCAGAUCCAAGGCAGAAAACAAUGGCAUCUCUUUCCUCCCAAUGACACACACUGUCUCUACCCAACACGUAUACCAUACGAGGAGUCCAGCGUGUUCAGCCAGGUCAGCAUCGUCCAGCCAGACCUGAAGAAGUUCCCAGCAUUCAGAAGAGCUCACGCCCACACCAUCACUCUGCAGCCUGGUCAGGUUCUGUUUGUCCCCAGACAUUGGUGGCACUAUGUGGAGUCAGUGGAUCCAGUGACUGUCAGUGUGAACUCCUGGAUUGAGCUGGACAUGGAUGAUGAGGCCAGAGUAAGAGAAGCUCUCACUAAGACUAUUGUGUAUGCCCUAAAAAGUUCCCCCAGCUUUGACAACAACGACCGCUGGCUCAAUCCUACUGAGGAUGGAGUUUCUUCACAUGAUGAAAACAUGCAGUAUUUGAACCUAGCAGUAAAGGCUUGUAUGGACAAGAGGAGAGAUGAUACUGAAGGCAGGGCCUCACUUGCAGACCAACCCAGAGCAGAGCUGGGAAAACGCGACUCCAGCGGACUGUUAAAGACUCCAACGUCUCUCUCCUUCGCGGUUCCCUUCGGACCUCAUCUCAUUCCUGUUAAUUUGGCUCACAAACCCACAUACACCUGCCCAAAGGACACAUCUUGUUACUGGUACAAUGAGCUGUCACGGUGCCAAAGUACAUCCCGAGAUGAAGACGAACCAAGAAGUGACAAUGAACUUCAUCAAAGAUCGGGUCCGCAUGCACAUCAGGAAGCAGGAAGUCCAGGAACCUCAGGAGGAGGUGCUGGUUUGCACGUAUCAACCAAUGACAUGCUCCAGUUCCUGGUACACCCUGAUGUCAUCACUCUAGUUACAAGGCUAAUCAUGUGUCGACAAAGAGAACUUCACUAUUAAUUUGUACUAGAUGAACUAUUUUUAUAAAUAAAAGAUCCCAUGCUAAUUUUUUCUUGAAUCUAUCACUCCUUUUGUACACAUUAGUUGUCAACAAUGUAAUACUCAUUUGUUUUCCAGACCCAAAAUAAUUGAUGUAAAACAAAGACUAGAUGCGGUCACAUUUUGCAUGUAUUACCUGAAUGGUCAUUAUAACAAGGGCCCUAUUCAGACAGACGUAGUUGUUCCCUAAUGAGGUUGGGUAAAUGUAUGUUUCAUAAAUAUGAACUUACUAGUGAUUGUAAUCCCAUUUGAAUUGAACAAUCUCUGGUUUUCUCACACAACUUCUGUAAAAAGUACAUGGCGAAUGAAAAUGAUUUUUCAGCCAAAUCGGGUGUAGAAAUAUAAUCCUGUUGGAGGGGAAUGUCUGUGACUGUAGUAUACAAUUUUUUCACAACGCAUUUGCUUAAUUACCUUCAUCACAUACUUUAAAGGCA